Messenger RNA from Penicillium olsonii, 1479 nucleotides. The record is from the annotation of a GenBank genome assembly. Lineage: Eukaryota; Fungi; Ascomycota; Eurotiomycetes; Eurotiales; Aspergillaceae.
AUGGUUGCUAAUAACAACAUAGAGGACUAUGAUGCAGGAGGCGCCACCGGAACUGGACAUUCGAGCGAUGUACACUACAAAGACCCUCUGGCAGAUGGCUCUGUCUGCGAGCGUGACAUCCCAUAUCUGCUGAAACUGCGGACUAAUGUCAUUCGAACCUACGCAGUGGACCCAACGAAGAAUCACGAUGAUUGCAUGAGAAAGCUGGCCGAUGCAGGCAUCUACGUAAUUGCUGAUCUCGCAUCGCCCGAGGUAUCCAUCGUCUCCGAUUCGCCCGCUUGGACCGUUGAUCAGUACAACCGAUACACCUCCGUCGUCGAUGCGUUCCACCAGUAUGAUAAUGUGAUUGGGUUUUUCGCUGGCAAUGAGGUUGUGAACCACAAGAACCAGACAGUGGCUGCGGCCUUUGUGAGAGCUGCAACUCGGGAUAUGAAAGCCUAUGUCAAGGCUAAAGGGUACCGAACCUCGUUGGCUUUUGGUUACGCUACCACCGACUCCCCCAAUUUCCGAAAAGAGCUCUCUGACUAUCUGAAUUGUGGCGAGCAGUCGAGUGCUAUCGACUUUUUUGGUUACAACAUCUACGAGUGGUGCGGCGAAAAUACCUUUGAGGCUUCUGGAUACAAGAACCUCACGCAAGACUACAAGGAUUACUCGAUUCCGGUGCUCUUUUCUGAAUACGGGUGCAACACGAUCAAGCCUCGCAAGUUCAGUGAUGUCCCUGCGCUAUUUGGCUCUGACAUGGACGAUGUUUGGAGCGGGGGCAUUGUCUACAUGUACUUCCAAAGCACCAAUGACUAUGGGCUUGUGUCAGCCGAUGGAAGCUCCGUCUCGACCCUCGGUGGAUUUAGCUAUUACUCACAGGCGAUCGAAAGCGCCACUCCUUCUGGAAUCAACAGUGGCAGUUACUCGCCCGCCAACUCACCCCGCGCUUGUCCUACAAUUGAUAACAAAUGGCAAGCUGCCUCCAGCCCUCUUCCUCCGUCUCCAAACAUGGACCUAUGUUCUUGCAUGGUCAGUAGCCUCUCUUGUGUGGUGGCAGAAUCGGUCAAGGCUGACCAAUAUGGCGCAUUGUUUGGCACUGCGUGCGGAAACGACCAGAAUGCCUGCGAAGGUAUCUUGAGCAAUGCGUCAUCGGGAAACUUCGGCUCUUUCGCCGUAUGUGGAAGCAAAGAUCAGCUUUCCUAUGUGUUCGAUCGCUACUACCAAAACCGAAAGCAGAACAAGCAAGCGUGCGAUUUCAGCGGAGCUGCCACCCUCCAGUCAGCCAAGGACCCUACUGGAAACUGCAAGUCGCUGCUGAGCCAAGCUGGUGCAUCCGGGACAGGUCAAGUGGCCGGAGGUGGAGGAGCUGCAGCCACCACGUCUAAGGGAUCGGCUGCUUCCGUGCACAUCAUGCCAACAAUUAACUGGGGUCAUUACGCUGCUGUGAUAUAUGUUAUGGUGUCCAUGACAGCCUGGACCUUCAUGCUUUUCCUGUAG